AUGGUAAUAGCUGUUAGAAAUUCUUUGUCACUCGUAGCAAGUAGAGCUGCUGUUAUGGUGAUUCUGUUGCUUUUGAUCAGCGACUGCCAAUGCCAAGCACAACUUUAUUCUACAUUUUAUGAAAAGUCAUGCCCAAAUGCACUUGGGACCAUUCGCACAGCCAUCAGAACCGCUAUUGCACGAGAGCGUAGAAUGGCUGCUUCUCUAAUUCGCCUUCAUUUCCAUGACUGCUUUGUUCAGGGAUGUGAUGCCUCGAUCUUACUAGACGAUGCCCCCUCAAUCACAAGCGAAAAGGAUGCACUCCAAAACAAAGACUCUGCAAGAGGUUAUGAAGUCAUUGACAAGGCAAAAUCUGAUGUGGAACACAUUUGUCCUGGGGUUGUAUCUUGUGCAGAUAUCCUCGCAGUUGCAGCCAGGGAUGCCUCAGAAUACGUGGGUGGCCCAUCUUGGACAGUGAAGCUUGGGAGAAGAGAUUCAACCACUGCUAGUGUUAGUCUGGCAACCAGUCAACUUCCUCGUUUCACAGCCAGCCUCAAAAGCCUAAUCGAUCUCUUUAGGAGCAAGGGCCUUAGUGCAAGAGACAUGGUUGCUCUGUCAGGUUCCCAUACCAUUGGACAAGCUCAAUGCGUUACAUUUCGGAACAGGAUAUACAACAAUGCAAGUGACAUCGACGCCGGAUUUGCUAGCACACGCAGGCGCCGUUGUCCGGCCACUCUUGGCAAUGGCGAUGGAAAUUUGGCAGCACUUGAUCUGGUGACACCCAAUUCCUUUGACAACAACUACUUCAAGAACCUGAUGCAGAAGAAGGGUCUUCUGGAGUCUGAUCAAGUCCUUUUUAGCGGUGGUUCCACAGAUAACAUAGUCUCAGAAUAUAGCAGGAACCCUUCAACUUUCAAGUCUGAUUUUGCAGCUGCCAUGAUCAAAAUGGGAGAUAUCGAACCUCUAACCGGUUCAGCUGGGAUAAUAAGGAGGAUUUGCAGCCGUGUUGACUAGUUGAUGCAUCUCCUCACGUGUGGCAUGUACAUUUGUUAAC
This is a messenger RNA of Theobroma cacao (cacao), 1033 nucleotides long. RefSeq names its product lignin-forming anionic peroxidase-like. Gene Ontology annotation, molecular function: peroxidase activity; heme binding. Gene Ontology annotation, biological process: hydrogen peroxide catabolic process; response to oxidative stress. The record is from RefSeq and is a predicted model, not a curated record. Lineage: Eukaryota; Viridiplantae; Streptophyta; Magnoliopsida; Malvales; Malvaceae.